AUGAAAGGGCUCAGCAUGAACAAGAUGCUGGGGAGCAUCAGAAAGAAGACUGGCGGCGGAGGCAGCUCAGAGAUUCCCCCGGCCUCGGCCGCGACUCCCGCCGAGAACCCAGAAGUCACCGCUCAUAACAGCGUGAAAGCGUUUUGCGAAUCUGGCGGCAACGCGCAGAGCGACGAGGUGCUCUUUCUGCCGCCCAUCGUCGAUGCCGCCGAGUCCUCCCCCGCAGCUGCCGCCGAGUGCGCUCGCAUCAUCCGCAAGUACAUGGGCAAGGAAUACUCGUCGCGGCCCUCGUGGCAAUAUAACGCCAUCAUGCUCGUUCGCAUCCUCACCGACAACCCCGGCCAGACCUUCACCAGGAACCUCGACGACAAGUUCGUCGACACGGCAAAAGCGCUGCUCAAAAACGCCAAGGACCGCAGCGUGCGCCAAAUUCUCAUGGAGACUCUCGAUGACUUUGAGCACACCAAAAUGUACGACGAGGGGUUGGGCCCCUUAAUACAAAUGUGGAAGAAGGAAAAGGAAAAGGCGCUCAAGGACCACGGUGGCCGCGUUCCCCCGCCAGGGUCACGUCCGCACCUCAUGAGCCCACCGCCGCCCAUGGUGAACCGGCACUCUCAGAACUACUUCGCCAAGGCACAUGCCAACAACCGGCUACCGGACCCCGUCGAGCUCGCCAGCCGGCUGGAAGAGGCACGGACGUCGGCCAAGCUGCUCGAGCAGGUGGUCAUGAACACUCCCUCGACGGAGAUGCUGCAGAACGAGCUGAUUCGCGAGUUCGCCAACCGCUGCCUCAGCGCUUCACGCAGCAUUCAGGGAUACAUGACGUCGGAGAACCCGAGCCCCGACAACGACACUAUGGAGAGUCUCAUCGACACCAACGAGCAGCUCCAGACGGCGCUCAACCAGCAUCAGCGCGCGGUCCUCAACGCAAGAAAACAGCUCGGCCUCAACACGCCGCACGAAGGGUCACCGGGGCCUGAAGCGACAAACGGCACGCAACGGCAGGAUAGUUGGCAAGGCACGAGCACGGGUGCUGGCAUUGGAAUUGGCGCAGGCCUGGGCGCCGGCGCGGCCAUCGUAUCGGGCGGCAACGGCAAGGGCAAGGAGGCCGAGUUCUACAACGCGCCCGACGGGCCGCCCCCGGUUGGCAAGGCCUCCGGGUCCGGAUACCGCCGCGACAACGACAACGUAUCCGCCGAGGACCCGUUCGCGGAUCCCCACCCGGGCCAGAGCUCAUCGGGCGCCUUUGCGGACCUAAGGCUGGCACAGGAGCCCUUUCACCCUGGCUUUCAGGCCGCCGGGCCCAACUUCGCCGACGAGAAGGAGGCGUUGAACGGCUCAGGGGCGUCUAGCACGACAGGUCUGCAGCCGCCACCGGGCCAGCGCAAGGCACCCAGCAACAACGACGACGAUGACAGCGACAUUUACGAGGCGACGCCGAAAAGCAAGGAGCCCAUCCACCGGUACUAG
This is a messenger RNA of Purpureocillium takamizusanense, 1470 nucleotides long. RefSeq lists its product as uncharacterized. Bases 1 to 1470 code for a protein of 489 amino acids. Gene Ontology annotation, cellular component: actin cortical patch. Gene Ontology annotation, molecular function: ubiquitin binding; phosphatidylinositol binding. Gene Ontology annotation, biological process: actin cortical patch localization; actin filament organization; endocytosis. Lineage: Eukaryota; Fungi; Ascomycota; Sordariomycetes; Hypocreales; Ophiocordycipitaceae. The record is from RefSeq and is a predicted model, not a curated record. The transcript is spliced from 4 exons.